Molecule: messenger RNA, 3119 nt
Organism: Oryzias latipes (Japanese medaka)
Lineage: Eukaryota; Metazoa; Chordata; Actinopteri; Beloniformes; Adrianichthyidae
Product: E3 SUMO-protein ligase ZBED1-like
Molecular function (GO): protein dimerization activity; DNA binding
Source: RefSeq, a predicted model, not a curated record
GCUCCCCUCUCGAAACUGAAUAUCCCAGAAUAAAGUAUACUAUAAACAUCAACCUUCUUUCUAGACUUUUGGGGGCAAAAUAUGAGUGCAACAACACAAAGUCACAAAUCAACGAUGCCAGAAGUUGUGCUGCGACCAUAGCAACAGGGGACACAAAUUCUGGCAGGGGAGUGACGUCAUCAUUUUCAGCUCCUCCUCUAAACGAAGCUAACAUUCGAGGAAACUCUUCCUCUACCCGACUGUCGCCUAAAUACAGAACGUCACGCCACCAAUGAAAGCAGCAGCAGGGAGUGGACGGAUGGGAACAGCAGCUGCUGCGGCUGCUCCUUGGAAGACACGUCAAGGUCCAGCCAAAGCACAGGAAACAGGAAGUCUGAACAGAUGCGGGGGGGACAUUGGCCAGUAGAGUUGUGACGUUCGCGAAUGAACGGACUCUUCUGAACGCUUCAUUAACAUGAACGACGGGAACCGAGUCAUGAUUGGCUGUGAGCCGUUCCUUCCUUCGUUCUUUUUUUCCCUCUCUUGUUCAGAGUUUUGGUUUACGCAGAUGCCCCAAAAAAGCUCCUCCUUAUAUGCUACAUGAGCUGUGCAUGCUCAAUUCACGGGAGGAAAAGAAAAGAAACAAAAGGGAGUGUCGGCAGAGAGCGGCGUGCGUUCAAGCGCAGCAGGAGGAGGGGGAAGGGCCAUCUGUCAUCGUGCAAAAUGAGCCACAGAAAGAGGAGCAGCAUUUGGAUGCACUUUUCGCUUGAGGCAGACAGUAAGUCUAAGUGCAAUAUUUGCCAUAAAAUAAUCUCAUAUAAGUCAGGCUCCACAAACAAUUUACACAGGCAUUUAAAAACUCAACACUCCAUUGUUAAAAUCACAGAGGUGAAGAGAGAGCAUUAUUCUGACGAUGAAGUGGAGAGUGCCUGUACGUUUGCCUCCGCCUCAGGCAGACGCUGUCCGAAUGCCGCAGUCACAGAAACCACAGCGUCUGUCUCCACCUCAGGCAGACUCAAUACUAACGCUGCAGUCCCAGAAACCACAGCGUCUGUCUCCACAUCAGGGAGGUGCUAUAGUAAUGCUGCAGUCCCUGAAACCACAGCUACACCAUCAGCCCCUGUUACAACUGGGCCCUCACCAACACAUGAACAAACCUGCCUUUGUCGGGACUUCUCCCUUCCUGCACUGACCCCAUUGAAACAGGGGGAGAUAGACGAAGAGCUGGCAAAGAUGAUAGUUAGUGAUUUCCAACCAUUUAAAAUUGUGGAAGACAGAGGCUUUGAAAACUUCUGCUACGCUCUCAACCCCUCCUACGUUCUUCCAUGUUGGGGGGCACUGACCCAGAAAGUGUCUCACAUGUAUGAGACAGAAGUAGCAUCACUGAAGACAAGACUGUCCAGAGUGUCAGCAGUUUGCUUCACAACAGACUGUUGGACGUCACAGGCUGCAACGUCAUUCGUGUCUGUAACGUGUCACUUUGUUGAAGACUUUCGUAUGUCCUCCUGCCUCCUGGACUGCUUUGAAUUUAAUGAGCAGCACACAGGUAACUUGGCAAAGAAGCUCCUCGGUGUUGCAGCAGAGUGGGAGGUCGACAAGAAAGUGGUGUGCUGCAUAACAGACAACACCCCGAACAUCACAGAGGCCAUUCAGUUAACAGGAUGGACCCACCUCCCGUGCCUGGCACACACCAUCAAUCUUGUUGUAAGAAAUGCUCUUAAAGGUCCACAAUCCAUCAUUAAUAAAGUUAGAGAAGCAGUGGAAUACUUUCGUGGAAGCACAGAGGGAGCGCAACAACUGAAGGAAACACAGCUCCAAAUGAACAUGGACGUACUACGACCCAAACGAGACUGUGUCACAAGAUGGAACUCAACAUAUUACAUGUUGCAAAGUUUCCUCAUCAACAAAAACCCCAUUGUCUACACCCUGGCUGUUACCAAUGCACCUGUCCAGCCUUUAUCUCCAGAGGAAUGGGUUACAUUGCAGGAAAUAUGCACCCUCUUGAAGCCUUUUGAAGAGGUCACCGUUGAGCUCAUUGCAGAAAGCUACAUGACUGCCUCCAAAGUAAUACUGCUGGUCAGGGGGUUGCAGAGAGCCACGGCGGAUUUCCAGAGGAGGGCAACAACACAACCAGCACAAGACAUGGUCAACGCCCUUUCCUCUGGCAUGUCAGCUAGAUUCUACAGAAUCGAAUUCGACUACAUCCUUGCUGAUGCUGCUGCGCUGGACCCAAGAUUCAAAAGGAUGGCAUUCGUGGAUGGUGGCACUGCGGACGAGGCUUUUCAAAGAGUAUCAGCUGCAGCAGCAAGCCUAACAACUAGCACCAGCAAACCCAUCCAGCAACCGGUCCAGGAGGAAGAAGCAGGCAGUGGUGAUCCAGAAUCAAUUGUUUGGAGCUAUUUCCAUGAGGACGUAGCUGAAACAAUGGCAACUCGUAACCCCACGGCAGACGCUGUUAUGGAGGUGCGGGGCUACCUAGAGGAGCCUCUUCUUCCAAAAAAUGAAGAUCCUCUCAUAUGGUGGAAAAUUCGGGGCCCCGUGUACCCUAGGCUUAGCAAACUCGUGGCCAAGAAGCUUUGCAUUGUGGCCACAUCAGUUCCAGCCGAAAGAAUUUUCUCAAAAGUUGGAGAAAUAUUCACACAGAGGAGAAGUCGUCUGAAGCCGGCAAAAGUGAGAUCGCUCGUCUUCCUCAAUGAGAAUUUGCCGAAAGACAAGAAGUAAAGGCCGUGAGGCAUGGAGCAGCUUUAUCAUUUUGGGAAUAUUAUGUACUUUGGUUAAUAUUAUGUUAUUGUUCUGAGCUUUUUUGUUUUGUUAAAAAUGUUCUUCUGGGAAAAUGUUUCACUGAAGCUUUUGUAUGGAGCUUCAUUGUAAACUGCUUUAUUCUUUUUUUGUGUUUAGGUGUUGCAUUAAUAACAUAAGUCAAGGUAGUUUUUCACAUAUAAACACUCUUAAUACCAAGGGUCAAUAGUGAUCUCAGUAUUAACACCAAGGGACAUGGCAGUGAAACAUUUUAAAUGAAUCAGACUUUUACAUUCUUGACCACAAGUCAAAUCAAGCUACAAUUAAUAUUUUAGAAUAACUAAAAUUUGAUUUUUGGUGUGAAAUUUAAGUUCAAAAUUAUUAUAUAAUAUAAGAUCUUA